AUGCCUCUCCUUGCUCCCCCAGGAAAGCAGUUUUCCAUGCACAAGCUCGUGGCCAUGUCGACGAUGAUGUCUCCCACAAAUGGCACACACGGCCUCCAUAGCCUAGUUCCGAGCAAAAACAAUAGCCAGACUGCCUCUACACAUCAUGUAUACUUCUCACACGCGAUCCAAGAUCAUCUACGACGAGUCUACGACGAUGUACGGGGCGAGGAGCCCACUCUGACUCGUCAACGAUUCGAAACAUGGCUUGCGACUGUUCAAGCUCAGCCAAUAGAGCUGGAACAUGAGGAAUACAAAUGCGAAGAAUUUCUCCAGGUCAUAUAUAUGCAUCAUGGCUUCGACGCUCUGGGGGAGGUUGAUGUGGAGAGCAAAGAUUUAAGCAGGCCUCUCAGCAAUUAUUUCAUCAGCAGCAGUCACAAUACUUACCUAUCCGGAAACCAGUUAUCUUCGAAGAGCUCAACCGAAGCUUAUAAAUAUGUACUCACUCGCGGAUGUCGCUGUAUCGAGAUUGAUGUCCACAAUGGAGAACCAGCAGAUAGCAAAUCGAACCAUUCGCGCUCCCCCAGCACACACUCCGAAACGAAAGGGGAACAUAAAAGGCAUAUAUCUAUAUCUGGGAGCACGAUGUCAAGUCGUGCUGCGGCUGCGUUGGAGAAAGCCGAAGAGAAGUUUGACAGCGCAAAGGCCAAAAUUGUAGAGAAGAUGGAAAGGUCGGGCUUAGGAAGUCAUUCCAGUUCGUAUUCCAACCCGGAGAACCAGGUUGAGCAACGUGGACGACCAGCGACCACGAAUUCGCUCGAAGUCGGAAGCCCAAACGGCAAGAGGCCUGCCUCUGUACGAUCAAUGAGAAGUGGCGAACCAUUGGUUCUACAUGGAUGGACUUUGACCGCCCCAGUUGGCUUCAGAGCUGUCUGCAGAACUAUUCGAGAAACAGCUUUCCUGACGAGCAAUCUGCCGAUAAUUAUAAGCUUGGAAGUCCAUGCAGAUGUUGAACAACAAGAGAAGAUGGUCGAUAUCAUGCAGGAAGAGUGGAAAGGCCUUCUCAUCGAUCAAGCCCACGAGGCAUGCAAUCCGGAAGAGCGACUCCCGAGGCUUGAAGAAGUGUUAAACAAGAUUCUUAUCAAGGUGAAGAAGGCGACUUCAGACAAGUUAGUCCCAUCACCCUCUACGAACUCACUGGCUCCAGUCAAGUCACGGACGGACGGCGAUUCAGGCCAGUCUGGGUCAGAGGACGAGAGGAGCACCCAGAAGAAAAAGGUCAAGAUCUGCGAGAGGCUCAGCAAUCUUGGGAUCUAUACUCACAGCGAGCACUUCGUAAGCUUCGAAGCAAAGUCGGCUAGAAAGCCACCGCAUGUGUUCUCAAUCGGAGAGGGCAUGAUCAACGAACUCCACGAAACGAAGAAGGAACAGCUGAUCGCUCACAACCGCGAUUUCUUCAUGCGAGCGUACCCAGCAGGCUUCCGGAUCGACUCUUCAAACCUCGAUCCUUCAGGUUUCUGGCGAAAAGGCGUGCAGAUGGUUGCGCUCAACUGGCAGAAUUGCGAUAUGGGCAUGAUGCUUAACGAAGGAAUGUUUGCCGACGAGAAUGGCUGGGUAUUGAAACCUCCGGGCUACCGCAGUGAUCCCAAUGAGCCAAUCCAAUAUAAAGCACUGGACUUGAAGAUCACAGUCUACGCGGGCCAGCACAUCCCCAUCCCGGCGAACCAGACAGAACGAGGUUUCCACCCGUACAUCAAGUGCGAUCUACAUGUGCAGAAGCCGGAGAUUCCUAGGAAGGACGAAGGAAACAAGGAUGAAGCUAAGAAGAAAGAACCCGUCGACCCCACAGACUACAAGCAGAAGACGCCCUAUCGGAAAGGCGACCACCCAGACUUUGGGGAAGAAGGACACGUCUUAACGUUCCGAACGGUGGAGAAGGUGGUGGAAGAAUUAAGCUUCAUCAGGUACGUACCCAUCUUGGCGUUUUCGCCUGCUCGAAUCAACUGGGUUUGCCACCCAAUCAGCCAAGCGGCCUGCAUUGCAUAUUCCACACCGCCGUGAAUCCCAAGGACCGGGUACUCCUUACCUGUGGUCUAUGCCAACUCCUCUUUGAAUUUACCCUAGCGCCGCGACGGGCCGUGUUGCAUUGGUCGGUCCCUUGAAAAGGGCUGAUGUGGAUCUCCUGACGAGACGAUCCGUUCCGGGACCCGGGUUCCCUGCUCAACAUUACGGGAGGCCGCUUCAAACUUCCUCAACUUUCCCCUAGAUUUCCCCUUCACGAAAACAUCUUGCCAUGCCGUGCAACGCUUUCUGGCCUUCACUCCCAUCAUUCUGUUCCUUUAGUUCCCUCUUUUCUUGAUUCUUGCUAACUCGGUACCACAUAGAUUCAAAGUCGAAGACGAAAAGUAUGCCAAGGACACCGCGUGUGCGUGGGCAUGCAUCCGUCUGGAUCGCCUGCAGCAGGGGUACCGCUUCGUGCACCUGAUGGAUAUGAAGGGGCAGGCGACGCAGGGGCUGCUUUUCGUC
Molecule: messenger RNA, 2505 nt
Organism: Hyaloscypha bicolor E
Lineage: Eukaryota; Fungi; Ascomycota; Leotiomycetes; Helotiales; Hyaloscyphaceae
Product: BcPLC2, phospholipase C
Exons: 2
Coding region: 1-2040 (679 amino acids)
Biological process (GO): phosphatidylinositol-mediated signaling; lipid metabolic process
Molecular function (GO): phosphatidylinositol-4,5-bisphosphate phospholipase C activity
Source: RefSeq, a predicted model, not a curated record